UGCAGCGCUGGAGUGUUUCGUAAGAGUUUGCUUUAGCUGAUCUCAGAUCUCAAGUGUAGCUGGUCUCAGUGUAGCUGGUUUACUCGGUCUGGUUCCUCCGUUCACCACCAUGACUCUUCUGCUCACUCCGGUCCUGGUCGCCGUUCUCUGUGUGGUGAUAGCGGUCAUCAUAACCACGUCACGGAAGACGGAGACGACGGAAAGUGCAGCAGAAGUUCCGUCAGAAGCUGAAGCUAGACCCUGGGCUGACCAGGAUCUGCAAGACGACACGGAAAUCUCCGCGAAAGAGAACGAGGAUGACGAUUGGGCUGACAGCUAUGAGGAGGAGAACCUCCCCCAUGUGCCCUACUCACCAGGAGGCUACCCUGUGGAGGUGAUGCUGGAAAGAUCCCAAGAUUUCUACACUCUGAUGAACAAGAGGAGAUCUGUGCGAUUCAUUAGCCCCGACCCAGUUCCACAGGAGGUCAUCGACAAUGUUAUCCGCACUGCAGGAACUGCCCCUAGUGGAGCCCACACAGAGCCCUGGACGUUUGUUGUGGUGUCAGACCCAGAAACCAAGCACCAGAUUAGACUGAUAGUUGAAGAGGAGGAGGAGGUCAACUACCGUCAGAGGAUGGGGGACAAGUGGGUCAAUGACCUGGCCAGGUUAAAGACAAACUGGGUUAAAGAGUACUUGGAUGUAGCUCCGUAUCUGGUCCUCGUUUUCAAACAGACCUAUGGGAUUCUACCUAAUGGCAAAAAGAGGACCCACUAUUAUAACGAAAUCAGUGUCUCCAUAUGCUGUGGAAUCCUUUUGGCUGCAUUACAGAAUGUAGGUCUUGUGACUGUGACAUCGACGCCCCUCAACUGCGGCCCCAAGCUCAGGGAACUGCUCAAGCGGCCAGCUAAUGAAAAACUGCUGAUGCUACUUCCUGUUGGUUACCCCGCCUCCGAUGCCACAGUGCCCGAUCUGACCCGUAAGCCUUUGGAGGACGUCAUGGUGCACGUAUGAUGUCAUCAAAGCCACCUGCAAGGAAGACUUGACAUUUUAAAAGUUGACACUUGUUAUUUUCUUUUUUUGCUUUGUCACUUCUUUGUUGUUGAAUUCAGUAAUGAACACGAUAGUUUGAAAAUGAUUCCACCAGAGUAGAAAGACUAAAAAUAUUGUCUGGAGACAAAUUUACUUUAUUGAUUUGAGAAUUGUGCACUUUAAGACUUUUGUCUUUGUCUUUGGUUUUCAAUAAACUAAUGCUUUGUCGUAUUUGUAUAUUUCCUCGU
This is a messenger RNA of Lampris incognitus (smalleye Pacific opah), 1257 nucleotides long. It is a transcript of the gene iyd, whose product is annotated as iodotyrosine deiodinase. The record is from RefSeq and is a predicted model, not a curated record. The coding region runs from base 110 to 991 and encodes 293 amino acids. NCBI's taxonomy places the organism in Eukaryota, Metazoa, Chordata, Actinopteri, Lampriformes, Lampridae. Gene Ontology annotation, molecular function: oxidoreductase activity. The transcript is spliced from 5 exons.